This is a messenger RNA of Leptinotarsa decemlineata (Colorado potato beetle), 602 nucleotides long. RefSeq names its product cytochrome P450 302a1, mitochondrial. NCBI's taxonomy places the organism in Eukaryota, Metazoa, Arthropoda, Insecta, Coleoptera, Chrysomelidae. The record is from RefSeq and is a predicted model, not a curated record. Gene Ontology annotation, molecular function: monooxygenase activity; heme binding; oxidoreductase activity, acting on paired donors, with incorporation or reduction of molecular oxygen.
CCAUUCUCGACAUCCGCUUAAACAGUUUCGCGAAACACGAACGUUCAAAACAUUCAAGAUCUUCAAAGCUCAUUGAAGCUGCCUUGGUAACAAAUUCUUCCGUACUCAAAACCGAUAAUGGACCCCAGUUGUGGAAAAAAUUCGAUACGCCACUCUACAAAAAACUCAAAAGGGCUCAAGGAUACAUGGAAGAAGUGGCCAUUGACCUUCUUUCCUUGAAGAUGUCUUUAUUUUCUGAACGAGAAAAAAAUACUCCUUCUACAUUAUUAGAAACGUAUUUGUCAUCGCCUGAAUUGGAUUUCAAAGAUAUUAUCGGAGUAAUAUGUGACUUUCUGCUAGCUGGAAUUGACACUACUACUUACACCACUAGUUUCCUUUUAUACCACUUGGCAAAUAAUCAGCAUGCUCAAGACAAUUUAUUCAGAGAAGCACAUAAACUGUUGCCACAAAAAGAUACUCCCGUUACUGAAAAAAUUCUACAAGAAGCAGUAUAUAGUAAAGCGGUUUUGAAGGAGUCUCUCAGACUUAGACCAGUGUCUGUGGGAGUAGGAAGAGUUUUGCAAAGUGAUGCAGAAUUUUCUGGCUAUUCGGUUCCCUCGGGG